UCCGUGUUUUCAAACCGAGUGGGCGUGCGCGAUUGGCUGGCGUGCGCGCCACGUGAGUAACGGUCGCGGGAAAGCCGCGGAGUCCGAACGGCGCGAGGCGAGCCGUGCCCGGGGCAGCGCCGCGCGGAGCCGCCAACCGCCGCCGGGACGCAGCGCAGCGCCGAGGGGAGCGGGGCAGCGUGGGCGGCCGGGCGCGGCCGGCAGCGGGACUCGCACCGAGCCGCCAUGAGCUUCCUCAGCUUGCAGCAGGCGGCGCCGCCGCGGCGGGUCUCGGCCCGGCGGGCGGCCGCCCCGAUCCGGCAGAAGCUGCUGUUCCUGAGCGGCCACAGCGACUGCGAGGAGGAGGAGGAGGACGAGGAGGAGGAAGGCGGCAGCAGCGGCAACAGCACCGGCGAGGACUCGGCCUUCCAGGAGGCGGACUCGCCGCUCUCGGCGGCUCGUACCCCGGCGCGGGGCGACCCGCCCCUGCUGGAGGAGAAGGAGGAGGAGGAAGAGGAGGAGGAGAUGGAGUCCGCGGCGGCGCCGCUGCCGGACGAGGGGGACUCGUGGGAAGAAGAGGGGUUCGGCUCCUCGCCGGUGAAGUCGCCCGGAGCCUACUUCAUGGCCGGCUCGCCCUCGCCGCCGCCCCCCCACAAGGGCCGCCGCUACUGCGGGCGCUCCCCCCCGCCCCCGGCGGCUGGCGGCUACCGGCUGCGGGGCGAGGAGUGCAGCUCGCCGCUGCCCGACUACCCCGGCACCCCCCCCCACAAGACCUUCCGCAAGCUGCGCCUCUUCGACACGCCGCACACCCCGAAGAGUUUGCUUUCGAAAGCACAAGGAAUGGGUUCCAGCUCAGUCAAACUUCGAGGAGGCUCUCUAUUUAUGAAUGUUGGGAAAUCAGAGAAGCAAGAAGAAGAUAUUAGACAAACGCCUCAUGUGAACAUCAAUCCCUUCACUCCUGAUUCCAUGUUCCUUCACAACUCUGAAGGAAAGUGUCGCAGCAGGAAGAGAACGCACUGGAAUGACUCUUGUGGAGAGGACAUGGAAGCAAGUGAUGGAGAGCCUCAAGAUGAAAUUAUCAGACCUGCUAAGAGGAUAACAAUAACAGAAAGUAAUAUGAAGUCACGGUAUGCAACUGAAUUUCAUGAGUUGGAGAAGAUCGGAUCUGGGGAAUUUGGUUCUGUGUUUAAAUGUGUGAAGAGGCUUGAUGGCUGUAUUUAUGCAAUAAAGCGAUCCAAGAAACCUUUAGCUGGCUCAGUGGAUGAGCAAAAUGCUUUAAGAGAGGUCUAUGCACAUGCAGUUCUGGGACAGCAUUCUCAUGUAGUAAGAUACUACUCUGCAUGGGCAGAAGAUGAUCACAUGCUUAUACAGAAUGAAUAUUGCAAUGGUGGCAGCUUAGCAGAUGCCAUAAGUGAAAAUUACAGGAAUAUGCAUUAUUUUACUGAACCAGAACUGAAGGACCUGCUACUUCAGGUGGCUCGAGGCUUAAAGUACAUUCAUUCCAUGUCACUGGUGCACAUGGAUAUCAAACCUAGUAAUAUUUUCAUAUCAAGGACAUCUGUCCCAAGUACAACUUCAGAAGAAGGUGAUGAUGAUGACUGGUCAUCUGAUAGAGUCAUAUUUAAAAUAGGUGACCUUGGUCAUGUAACUCGAGUAUCUAGUCCACAAGUCGAGGAGGGUGAUAGCCGUUUUCUUGCAAAUGAAGUCCUGCAAGAGAACUACACUCACUUGCCAAAAGCAGAUAUUUUUGCUCUUGCUCUGACUGUUGUUUGUGCUGCUGGGGCUGAACCACUUCCAACUAAUGGGGAUCAAUGGCACGAAAUUCGACAAGGAAAGCUACCUAGAAUACCACAAGUGCUUUCUCAAGAAUUAACAGACUUACUAAAAGUUAUGAUUAAUCCUGAUCCAGAGAAAAGGCCUUCAGCUGUGGCACUAGUCAAACAUUCAGUGCUUCUCUCUGCCGCAAAAAAGAGUGCAGAGCAGCUCCGGAUAGAACUGAAUGCUGAAAAAUUCAAAAACUCGCUCUUGCAGAAAGAGCUGAAGAAGGCACAGAUGGCAAAGGCUGCAGCUGAGGAGCGAGCACUGUUCACUGACAGAAUGACAACUAGAUCUACAACACAAAAUAGACCAUCUCGACUGAUUGGAAAGAAAAUGAACCGCUCAGUUAGCCUUACUAUCUACUGAGUAUGGAGGCUGAAAGAACUGCUGAGGAUGGCUAUAGCAUCUCUGCCAAUCUGAAGCCUAAGGAAUUGAAGGAAGCAUUCAGUUCCUGGCUUCUUGUUCUGUCUUUGAUCAGUGUCACUAGUUCUACAGGAAUUGCAAGUUUUUACUUUUAUAAUAUGGCUUAUUAGCUGUAUUAACCAUUUGAGUUAAUGGACUCAUUUCCUAUGUUGUUUAUAGAGGAUCCUGGAUGUUAAUCCAUAAGCCUUUCAGUUACACUGUUAGAUGUUACAUCGUCCCAGGGUUAACCACUAUAGUGGUGUGCUGCUUUGUAGCGUUAUGGCAUUGUAAUAAGUAAUAUCCCUGAUGAUCUUUAAGAGGGAGAGAGGGGGCCUUGCUUUGAUAGUUACCAAUUUUUGUUGUGGGUGUUUUUUUUGUUGUUGGUUUUUUUGGUUUGUUUUUUUUUUUUUGUGAGCAAAGGGGAAUAAAUUUUGAAAGGCAGGCUUUAAGGCCACCUGUACUCAAUGUACCUGAUGUCAGGUAGACUUUUAUUGUGAAUUUUAUUUGUAUAUUCAACUGGGAGCACUUUGUAGGCAUUGCAUAAACCACAGCUUAGAAACCUGUGGAAUUAAGUGCCAUGUGGAACUGCUGCUAUUUUUAGUUUGUUGUUCUUGCUGUAAAGUGUAGCAUUAAAACAAUCAUUAUUGUGUUAAUAGGCUUCUUGUUAAAAACAAUUACGUGAAACAAAUCGAAGCUGCAUUUUAGUAAAGGCAGCAUUUUUUCUCUCAAAGCUAGUGCAUUCUGAAAUAAUGCACCAAUGUAAUAUUUGGACUCUGUAUUAGUGUAGUGCAAUUGUUAAUGUCUUGGCUAUUGAUGUUUUGUAAUUUUCCAAUAACAUUCUCUUAAAUGUUGGUGUUCUCUUGAGUUGUCCAUUCUUAAGACUAUUGUAUUUUUUUUUUUAUGUUGGAGUACUUGUAAAUAAUUGUUUAGUUUAAGUGUUUGGGUUGUUCUUCAUCGUUUAUGUACAUAAAGUUUGAUCGUGCUUAUAGUAUACGAUACUGAAACUGCAGUCAGAGAUGCCAACAGACAAAGCUUAACUAUUGAGUUUUAAAUUCUAAAAUGAACAGAAUGUGGCCGUCAGAGUCUGUUCCAGUGUUGGACCUAGGCUGACAGAUGUUGCUAAAAAAUAGAGCUGUUUCAAUUACUGGCUUGUCUCUUCAAUAAUUAUAGUUUAAACAAUGUUUCCAAUUUGUGCUCUAUUCAUACUAGUGUUGAAUUUUAAUAUUAAAAAGUUUUGUUUAA
This is a messenger RNA of Falco peregrinus (peregrine falcon), 3441 nucleotides long. It is a transcript of the gene WEE1, whose product is annotated as WEE1 G2 checkpoint kinase. Gene Ontology annotation, biological process: protein phosphorylation; mitotic cell cycle. The record is from RefSeq and is a predicted model, not a curated record. Lineage: Eukaryota; Metazoa; Chordata; Aves; Falconiformes; Falconidae. Gene Ontology annotation, cellular component: nucleus. Gene Ontology annotation, molecular function: non-membrane spanning protein tyrosine kinase activity; magnesium ion binding; ATP binding.